AUGGAACUGUCAGAAUUCGACCGCGUAGGCUUCAUCGGCCUCGGGGCCAUGGGCAAGCACAUGGUCGAGCAUCUGGCGACCAAACUCCCCUCCACCUCGCAUAUCUACAUCUACGACGUGGUCCGCGAUCCCAUGAACGAUCUCGUUUCCCGAUACCCAGGCAAAAUCCACGCCAGCUCGUCUCCAAAGCACGUCGCAGAGAACUCAAAAUGCAUCCUCAGCAUGGUCCCCGAAGGCCGACACGUCCAAUCCGUAUACCUCGACUCCCCCACCGGCAUCAUCUGCACCCCCGACCUCUCCUCCCGGAUCCUAAUUGACUGCUCAACAAUCGACACCGCCACCAGCAUCCACGUCAAAAGCACCCUCACCGCCACCCACCCUGAUGUGAAAUUCUACGACGCCCCCGUCAGCGGCGGCACGCUGGGUGCUCAGAACGGCACCGUCGCGUUCUUCGUCGGCUGCGCGCCCACCGACCCCGUCCUGCCCAUCCUCACCACCCUCCUCACCCUCAUGGGGAAACAGGUCAUUCCCUGCGGGACACACUCAGCCGGCCUCGCCUCCAAGCUCUGCAACAACUACCUGUCCGGCAUCAUUGCGAUCGCGAGCGCCGAGGCCCUGAGUAUGGGGAUUAAUGCGGGUCUGGACCCGCGUGUCCUCUCGAGUGUGUUUGCCGCGGGGACGGCCCAGAAUGCGGUCUGUGAUCGGUAUAAUCCCUGUCCUGGGGUUGUGAGGGAUGCGCCGUCGUCGAAGGGGUACGAGGGUGGGUUUAAGGUGCAGUUGAUGAGGAAGGAUUUUGCGUUGGCGGUGGAGAUGGCGCAGAGGACGGGGUCGAGGCUCGUGCUUGGGGAGCAGGGGUUGAGGACGUAUGAGGGGGCGGCGAGGGAUGAGAGAUGUAAAGAUCGGGAUUCGAGGGUCGUGUUUCGGUAUCUGGGGGGAGAUGAACGGUGGGCGAGGAGGUAUAAGCUUUAA
This is a messenger RNA of Aspergillus steynii IBT 23096, 969 nucleotides long. Its product is annotated as putative 3-hydroxyisobutyrate dehydrogenase. NCBI's taxonomy places the organism in Eukaryota, Fungi, Ascomycota, Eurotiomycetes, Eurotiales, Aspergillaceae. Gene Ontology annotation, molecular function: 3-hydroxyisobutyrate dehydrogenase activity; NADP binding; NAD binding. The record is from RefSeq and is a predicted model, not a curated record. The transcript is spliced from 2 exons. Gene Ontology annotation, cellular component: mitochondrion. Bases 1 to 969 code for a protein of 322 amino acids. Gene Ontology annotation, biological process: L-valine catabolic process.